Molecule: messenger RNA, 562 nt
Organism: Aspergillus campestris IBT 28561
Lineage: Eukaryota; Fungi; Ascomycota; Eurotiomycetes; Eurotiales; Aspergillaceae
Exons: 1
Coding region: 107-430 (107 amino acids)
Source: RefSeq, a predicted model, not a curated record
UCUAUUUACGUAUCAUUUAUUUUCUCCCAUAUUUGGCAUCUGAUCGGCUCGGGCAUCAGCGCUGCCGAGCCGUCCGUCUCUUUCAGCGCACGAGUCAUCUGUGGAAAUGGUGUUCAUUGCUUUGCAUUCGAGGCGUUCCGCGUUUGAUCUUUGGUUCCUUUCUCCACGAUCCUUUCUCCAGUGCUCUUCCAUAUGGAUCAGCCAAGAUUGCCCCCGCCGACGGGUUUUCGGCCCUUUUUUCUUUCUUUCUUUCCUUCCCCCGCUGUCUUCUGUUGAACCCAUUGUGGUUGUAACCGGUGCAUCGUAUUUUCUCGGGAUGGGUUGGUAUUGCAUAUACGGGUGGGUGGAUUGCAAAUUUGUCGUUGGGAGCGCAGCAUGCUUUCUUUCUUUUCUUCCCCUUAGGCGAAUGGAAAUAGACGGUUUCAGCUAGGGAUAGAUUCUUUUCGGUGUAUAUAAUGAUUGAUAAUAAGCUAAUGCGAGCAUCGGGGAUCUGGCUGAUAUCACGUCACUGUCACUGUCAGUGUCACCGAGAGCUUCGCUUGGCUCUUCCCUUUCUAUGGAA